Fulvia fulva is the source of this 1224-nucleotide messenger RNA. RefSeq lists its product as uncharacterized. The coding region runs from base 1 to 1224 and encodes 407 amino acids. The record is from RefSeq and is a predicted model, not a curated record. NCBI's taxonomy places the organism in Eukaryota, Fungi, Ascomycota, Dothideomycetes, Mycosphaerellales, Mycosphaerellaceae. The transcript has a single exon.
AUGCAACAGAGGCCAAUCACAGAAGAGCCUUGCUAUGCCGCAGUAUCCUACCGCUGGGGCAUGAACAACGACGGCGACUCGAGACUCACUCGUAGCGUUGAGGUCAACGACAGGCCUUUCUAUGUCACCCAAAACCUGUUCGAAGGCCUGCGGCGGCUUCGAGAACAGUCUGAGAUACGGAUCCUGUGCAUUGACGCAGUGUGCAUCGAUCAGAGCAACAGCGAAGAACAAAGCCAGCAAGUAGCUUCGAUGGCACGCAUAUUCCAGCAGGCAUCCGAAGUCUUACUCUGGCUUGGAGAAGGCGAGACUGAGUCGAUGGAUCGAGCGACUUUCGACAUGUUCAUGCGCAUUGGUCAAGCCGAGGCGCGCACAAAGACUUCUGCCGAUGGAGAUGCUGCUAUUCCGCUGACAUUCCUGCUCUCGGCCUUGCUUCAUGAUGGACAGGAUCUGUGUCCAGAUGAACAAUCGCUCAGCUGUUCUAUCUGCCAUGCUCUCACUUCAUUCGCUAUUCCAAGUACACCGGAGACGACUUCAGGCGAGGAAUGGUUCGUUGAGGCAUGUGCCGCGGUCUUUGACAAAACUCCAAGGCUUUUGUCGUUGGCUAUGCGGAAAGGACAUAUACUGCAUCAACUUGCCUCCAGGCGUUACUGGAGUCGUCGCUGGACAGCUCAGGAGCUAAACAGCAACCAACGUCGGAAGAUGUACUGGGGACCUUGUUCAAUCGAUGCAUCUGGUACGCAAGGGGACAACAUUGUGCGACUAGUCAAGUGCGUCAACCUCGCGCUGGAGCUCAUGCUGCUUCGAACAGACCCUGCCCAGCAAGAGAGGACAAAGUGGCUCCGAGAAGCCUGGCUGUCUUACAAAGGAUUGUAUGAGCGCCUCCGAGACGUACAUCGAAUCGGAAGACUGGGCGAGGACAUCCUCACUGCGCCACCCCGAGACACCCACGAUCUGCUGCAUGCUUUGAGUGCUUGCGCUGGUAUGAACUGUUCCGACCCCCGCGACCGGCUGUACUCCCUGCUCAGCUUCGAUCGCGGCGCAAAGAUCACGCCAGACUACAGUGCUAAGACCACCGAAGUAUACAUACGAUUUGCCCGACAUCUCAUUGAUACUGGGCAUUCGGGCACCCUUCUUCGCAACAUGCUUCGAAACAGUAACCCGUCUGGUGGACAUAUUGAGCUCCCAAGCUCGGUACUAGACCUACGAUCGCCAUUGUUUGACUAG